UGAUUAUACUGUGUUCAAGUAUUUAGUAGGGUAAAGAUAAAUUGCGAUGUGCUUGUGAUAUUUUAACUAGAAUAUAAUGAUUAGUGAGAAAACAAUUUUGAGGACAUUGCCCAACGUCCUAGUCUUAUCCUUCUGCGCCUCAUCAGUUGGUGCAAUUCUAGAAAAGGCAGAUGACUCAUUCCGAUUACCUUCAACGAUACAACCUCUUCAAUACAAUUUAUCAAUAGAGCCAAACUUCGCAAACAUCACAAAAGCAUAUUUCAACGGGAGUCUUUCUAUAGACCUCAAAGUAAUCUCUACAACGGACCAAAUUACGUUGCAUGCUAGAGAUCUGUUCAUUGAUUCGCGCGCUCUUCAAAUCGUCGAUAAUGGAACGAGUCAAAAAAUUAGUAACAUCACAGUGGAUACCACAAGAGACUUCUAUACGAUUGGUCUAUUCCAACCAUUACGGGAAAAUCACCACGUUGUUCUCAUCAUCGGAAAGUUCUCAGGAAGGCUGAAAUUUGACAAGGUUGGAUUUUACUUGGCAAAGUAUAGGAACAAGGCGAAUAAGGAGAGAUUUUUAGCCCUAACCGAUUUUCAACCGAUUGGAGCACGUAAAGCUUUCCCCUGCUUUGAUGAACCUUCCUUCAAAUCAAAAUUCAUCAUUUCGAUUGUACGCGGAAAGGAAUACAUCUCUGUUUCUAACGAGCAACUAGUUAGGACUGUAGAUCUGGGAAACGGGCGGUUUCUCGACAUCUACAAAGAAACUGUGAAAAUGUCAACGUACCUUAUUGCGUUUUCCGUCUCUGAUUAUCAGCGCACCGUACAAAAGGGACUGUUUCGAGUGUAUGCCCCGCCCGAAGUUAUCCAAAGAGGAAAAACAGACCUUGUGCUAUCCAUUGCCAACGAUGCUUUGAAGGUCCUAGAGAAUUAUACUGGCAUUAAAUAUGCGAUGGGUAAAUUAGAUCUAUUCGCUGUGCCGACUGAUUAUUUUGAACCGGGAGGAAUGGAAAACUGGGGACUGAUCACGCUUAGUGAGAAGAAUUUAAUUUGCACAAAUGAGUCGACCAUUGACCAAAUUCGUAAGUGUACAUUAUUGACCGGACACGAAAUUGCUCACCAGUGGUUUGGGAAUUUGGUCACACCAACCUGGUGGAAUUUCCUAUGGUUGAGUGAGGGGUUUUCUACCUAUAUGGAAUAUUACACCACCUCACUGAUGCGUCCAUCGUGGAAGAUGAUGGAUCAAUUUCUGGUUUUCUUGAUGCAGCCACUACUCAAAAUGGAUACAAAAGGCUCUUAUUAUCUUAAUUUUCACCCUCAAUAUGCAGGAUCACUACCAGUUGCGUAUACUAGUUACUUUAAAGGCGCCGCAAUAGUGAGAAUGUUAGAACACAUACUAACCCAAGACACAUUUCAGUUAGGGAUCAGAAUGUAUUUAAAAAAAUUUGCAUAUGGUUCAGUGAGCCCUAAAGAUCUCUACGACACUUUCCAAACUGCCAUCAAUUACCGUAACAACACCCAUCUAUUAGCAAAUGUAAGUGUUAGUGAAAUAAUGAGCACUUGGGAUUCAUUCCCUGGAUAUCCAGUGGUCAACGUUUCUCGAAAUUAUUACGAUGGAUCGAUCAUACUAUCUCAGGAAUCUUUCGGUAACUCAAACGUUGAUCAUCUCUGGUAUAUUCCCAUUAAUUUCGUUGAGGGCACGAGUACGUUAACAACACCUCAGAUGUGGCUCAAGGAGAAGUCUGUCAUUUUUUAUCCAAAUGCUUCUAUAAACUGUAUAUUGGUUAACAAUCAACAAACAGGCUAUUACAGGGUAAAUUACGAUAUCAGAAUUUGGAGAUCACUCACGCGCCGAUUGACCAACAAUAGACUGGAUGUUCACGUUUCAAACAGGGCGCAAUUGCUAGAUGACGCUUUUGAAUUGGCACACUUCAAUUAUAUACCGUACGACAUACCCUUAGGCUUAAGCCUUUAUUUACGUAGAGAAGUGGAAUCUUUGCCCUUUUUGGCAUUCUUCAAUAACAUAGAGAAGGUAAAACUUUAUCUAGAGUCACUGGGAAAAGAAGAGAUGUUUAAGAAUUACAUAAAAAACUUACUUGAGGAUCUUUAUCGGAGUUUAGGUUUUGAAGAGACGGAGUUGGAUGAAUACCUAAACAAACAUAGUCGAAUAAGUAUCAUUACAUGGGCCUGCAAUUUAAAUUUAUUCAACUGUAGAGACCAAGCUUUGAAAGCCGUGAGAUCUUGGCUGUCGAAUGGUACAAAGAUCGCUAUAAACUUAGAGGUGCCAAUUAUGUGUGGUGCCAUGCAAAUGGCGCCUGUUGACGACUGGAAAAUGUUGUAUGCGAAAUACGAAUCCAUCCCAGAUGGGGAAAGGAAGUGGAAAUUACUGACUGGCUUGGGCUGUACGAGCCACAAAAUGUUUCUAGAGAAGAUUUUAGAUUUAAUCUUUAUGAAGAGUAGCGGUGUUAGUGUUGCGGAUAAAAAAAUUGCGCUCAUGAGGAUUCUGCAAAUCGAUCAGACCAGAGUUGAGAUGAUUUUCAAAUAUUUUAUAAGGCACGUCUCUUCUACAAAUGAGAUCUAUCAAGAGUUGCGAGUAGCGGACGUUUUGUGUAAAUACAUCACAUCGCAACAACAAUUAGAGUUAUUAAAUAUGUUGAGGUUAUCAUUUCCGCAUUCAUCCGCAAUUCGUUCGUGUUUGAAUCAUGUUAACAACAAUAUGGCAUGGCUGCGCGAAGACAGGCUGAAGACCAUAGUUAAGUGGUUUGAAGAUUAUGAACGAUACUCAAAAAAUAUCGUGUAAUGUAAAUUGAGAACAAUUUUAUAAUUUUUUUGUUCUUAAAUAAACAUUAAUCAUCGCC
Photinus pyralis (common eastern firefly) is the source of this 2840-nucleotide messenger RNA. RefSeq names its product thyrotropin-releasing hormone-degrading ectoenzyme-like. Lineage: Eukaryota; Metazoa; Arthropoda; Insecta; Coleoptera; Lampyridae. Gene Ontology annotation, biological process: proteolysis; peptide catabolic process. Bases 77 to 2782 code for a protein of 901 amino acids. Gene Ontology annotation, cellular component: cytoplasm. The transcript is spliced from 14 exons. Gene Ontology annotation, molecular function: peptide binding; metalloaminopeptidase activity; zinc ion binding. The record is from RefSeq and is a predicted model, not a curated record.